AUGGCCGACGUGGCGCGCCACGUGCUGGAAAACGAGACUCUCACCGAGGAAGAGCGCGACGCCUGGGUGGACCUACGAGUCAAGGGUCAUGACGAGCUCGUUCAAGCGGCGGGUCUACUGCCGCCGCCGUCGACGCUUCCAGUCGAGGGGGCGACAGUCGCCGACUAUGUGUACGCGUGGCGUCUCGAGAAGGACUGCGCGGCGUUGAUCGAACGGCUCACUGCUCGCGUGGGUCCGACGCGCGUUCUGGAGCAGUUUGGGACGCUCGUGGCGUUUGAAGUCGACCGCCAGUCGGCCUCGAAUGUGACGCUCGCCGACUUGUUUGAGCUGCUCGAAGGCGCCAAGCACGAGCUUCGCAUUGAGCGCUAUAGCAUCAGCGAACUGGCGCUGGAUCAAGUGUUUCACCACUUGACCGACCCCUCAACAUAGUUCGUUUUUGGAU
This is a messenger RNA of Saprolegnia diclina VS20, 442 nucleotides long. RefSeq lists its product as hypothetical. The transcript has 2 exons. NCBI's taxonomy places the organism in Eukaryota, Oomycota, Saprolegniomycetes, Saprolegniales, Saprolegniaceae. The coding region runs from base 1 to 429 and encodes 142 amino acids. The record is from RefSeq and is a predicted model, not a curated record.